Messenger RNA from Acytostelium subglobosum LB1, 2382 nucleotides. RefSeq lists its product as hypothetical. NCBI's taxonomy places the organism in Eukaryota, Evosea, Eumycetozoa, Acytosteliales, Acytosteliaceae. Gene Ontology annotation, cellular component: mitochondrial inner membrane. Gene Ontology annotation, molecular function: RNA binding. The transcript has 7 exons. The coding region runs from base 1 to 2382 and encodes 793 amino acids. The record is from RefSeq and is a predicted model, not a curated record.
AUGACAAGCAUCAGUAGAUUACUUCUACUGCGCUCUUCAUCAUCAUUGAUUGUUCGAAGUGCUAUCAUUUCAUCAUCAUCAUACUCAACAUCAUUAUCAACAUUUAAACAACAACAACAACAACAACAAAGAUACUACUCAUACGCCAGACCAACAUGGGAGAACAACUCUGGUAAACUAAACAUACAGACCAGCGCCAAUGACUUUGUAGAGGUGAACCCAAUAACAAAGGAAAGGGACAUUGAAGGAUUACUAUGGGUGAACAACCUUUACCCAAUCAAGAUAUCUAGAUUCGACUUUAGAUCUCUACUGUUCCACAUACCAAUCACUGCCAAGCUGCGCACAAUGAUGCCAGACGACAUUGAGAUCAUAUCGUUUGAGCGUCGAUUCAAAGAGGGUGGCGCAUACAUUCACUUUAGGAAGAUGACCACUGAUCCCAAUGAGAACGUAGAGAACAUUGCUCAGGUGAUCAGUUCACUGUUUGUAUUGAACAACAAACACUUUCACUUUGCCUCGUCUCCUGCUCGUGCCAUGUUGGUGCGUGGUCGACCACUGGUGGAGGACAUCGACUCGUCCAUUCCAUCAUUUGUACUAAAGGUCUACUUUAAAGGCUCAGAGAUGUCCACUGACACUCUCUACCGUAUCAUCCGUCCCUAUGGACAUAUCAAAUAUAUACAUACACCAGAAAACCAACCUAAAGACGCACCAAAGUUUGUCCAUGUUGCAUUCAAACGAUUGGAAGGUGCCAUCGCAGCCAGGAAUUGCCUUCACAACAAGUACUUCCCAGAGUUAGGUACAACUGUAUUUAUGGACUAUGUCCUCAUGAUGCGAAUCAACAAACUCAAGGACAUGUUUUCCAAUCAUCCAAGGAUUAUGAUACCACUUAUUGGUAUCCUAGCUACAGUCCUGACAUUGGUACUAUUCAAUCCACUGAGAGAAUGGUUCAUGGAGAGGAAGCUAUCAGAGAAGAUAUUCUUUGCAGAGAUUGAAGAGUGGCAGACGAGAACAGAGGAGAAGUUACUCAAUUCACACUUUAACUACAGACCAAACUCAAUCGUGGUCAUAUCGGCACCAAAGGGAUCGGGCAAGUCCAGCCUGGUUGACAAGAUCAUGCAGGACAGGGAGAACACAUUGCUCAUUGAUUGCAAUCAAGAGGUGAACAACUCUGAUGAGGAGUUCAUCGAGAACCUCUCCAAAGACGUGGGAUUCUUCCCCAGUUUCUCAUUCUACGCAACAGUCUCUGGAUGGAUGGAGGCUAUCCUGCCCAUUGGCAAGGGUGUAUUCCACUCAUCAACCGCCACACAGUUGCAGACAAUACUCAAGUUGCUAGACUCAUGUCUGGAGAAGAGGGAGAAGACUUUCCCUGAGGACUCCCACACUCCCUUUCCCUAUCCACUCAUUGUGAUUGAUGGUUUCUUUGGCAUGAUCCAAGCAAUGGAGAACAAAGAAAAAGCCAACAUCAUCAUGGACUCUAUCAUUCAGUGGUCAAUCACAGUCACUAUCAAAGGAACAGCUCAUGUUGUCUUUAUCUCUUCAGAUCCAUUUGCAUCAGAUACUAUUAAGAAACAUUUGGUAUCAAGAGGAGGAGGACAAUCAACAACUAUACAUCUGGGCGAUGUGCCACCACAUUCCGCCAGAGAGUACAUUAGACACAGACUAGGAAGAGAUCUUAGUGCGCAGGACUAUGAUCAUAUCAUCAACACAUUGGGUGGAAGAUACUCUGAUCUCAACUACAUGGCUCAACGUAUCAUGUCUGGCUAUGAGGUGGACAAAGUAUUACAUUCAAUGGUGUCCAAGUGUGUUGGAGAAAUUCGUUCAGAUGGAUUCGGUCUGUCCAAACGAAGUGACGCCAAGCUCAAGGAGAAGGAGCAACCCAAGUGGACACGCCCACAACUCUGGGAGACAAUCAAGCGUAUCGCCGAGAACAAGUACGUCAGCUAUGAUGACCUAUUGUUCAAUGUCUUUCUUGGCGAUCAGUCCUCUCUAAACAACCUUAUUACUUCAAACAUCCUGCGAUUCCAAUCGAUUGACAAUGAGAGAAUGGUCACCUCAUACUCACCGCUCUACUGUGCCGCCUUCCAAUCCAUGGUGGACGAUGUAGAGUUCUGCGUUGGCAUGGACAUCUUUGCUCAAAAGUCUAGAAUCGAAGAAGAGUUGCAAAAGUUGUCCAAGGUAGAGGAUGAAUUGAUCAAGAUCAAGAAUCUAAGUGCCAACAACUGGUGGUUCGAGGAGAUCGGAUUGAAGAAACGACGUCAACUCUUGGAAAAGAAGAUGAAGGAGCAUGUCGCCAAGAUAGAGACCAGGGAGAAGAUACUAAAGAAUCACAUGAACUUCCAAAAGUCCUACCAAGCUCAAAAGAUUGAGAAGGAGAAGGAUUUGUAG